Messenger RNA from Medicago truncatula (barrel medic), 1551 nucleotides. Its product is annotated as probable protein phosphatase 2C 9. The transcript has 6 exons. NCBI's taxonomy places the organism in Eukaryota, Viridiplantae, Streptophyta, Magnoliopsida, Fabales, Fabaceae. Bases 356 to 1192 code for a protein of 278 amino acids. Gene Ontology annotation, biological process: protein dephosphorylation. The record is from RefSeq and is a predicted model, not a curated record. Gene Ontology annotation, molecular function: protein serine/threonine phosphatase activity.
AAUAAUGAAAGAAACAAAAGAAACAGUGUCAGGUCAGCAUUACUAAGCAAUAAACAACAACUCACGACACGGGAAACUGAAACUGAAAAGUCAAUAAGGGCAACCUAGUUCCAUUUCUUAGCAAAACGACUUCAUCACAAGACUUUCUCUUCUUUUCUUACACACAUAACAUAACAUAACAAGAACGGUUAUUAAUAUUAUCAUCAAUCAAAUUUAAACACCCUUGUUCUGUUUCUCUUUACAAUCACACACAACCCAGAUCUUUCUUCUGAUCAAAGUUUUCAUUUUUAAUAGGUUAGCAGAAGAGUUGGAUGCUGUAUUAUAUACAGAAAAUUUGAGGUGGGAGUUGGAAUACAUGGAUAGUCUUUGUUGCUUCAGCUCCAGUCAGGGGCGUUCUUCAUGCAACUCUGGCAAAGGCAAGAGCAGUCAGUCGCCGGUCAAAUAUGGCUUCAGCCUUGUUAAAGGGAAAGCCAACCAUCCAAUGGAGGACUAUCACGUAGCAAAAAUUGUCCAUUUCAAAGGACAAGAGCUAGGACUUUUUGCUAUAUACGAUGGACACCUGGGAGACAGUGUACCGUCAUAUUUGCAAAAGCAUCUCUUUUCUAAUAUCUUGAAGGAAGACGACUUCUGGAACGAUCCAUUCAUGUCCAUUUCUAAAGCUUAUGAGUCGACAGAUCAGGCAAUUCUUACUCACAGUCCUGAUUUGGGGCGAGGAGGAUCAACUGCCGUGACUGCAAUUCUCAUAAAUAAUCAGAAACUAUGGGUCGCCAAUGUUGGAGAUUCCCGAGCAGUUCUAUCAAGGGGAGGGGUAGCGGUACAAAUGUCUACCGAUCAUGAACCUAAUACGGAACGUGGCAGCAUUGAGAACAGAGGCGGCUUUGUCUCAAACAUGCCAGGAGAUGUUGCUAGAGUGAACGGGCAGCUUGCAGUUUCUCGAGCAUUUGGAGACAAAAACCUCAAAACACACCUGAGAUCCGAUCCUGACAUUCAGUAUGCUGAUGUUAACCAAGAUACUGAGUUUUUGAUACUUGCUAGCGAUGGUCUAUGGAAGGUAAUGGCGAAUCAAGAAGCCGUUGAUAUUGCAAAAAAGAUAAAGGAUCCACAAAAGGCAGCUAAACAACUAGCUACUGAGGCAUUGAACAGAGACAGUAAGGAUGAUAUUUCCUGCGUUGUAGUUCGUUUCAAGGGAUGAAAAAGGGAACAUACAUACAUAUACAUACUCUAAAUUUUCAGGGUAUAUAUAUAGGAUUUCCCAUAGAAGGAUGCAAUACCAUACUCUGCUCGUUAUUUGGAGUUUCUCUUCAAAAUAGCAUUUGCCUCCUUCCUUUCAUAUGUAUAAAAAUAUAAAUUGAAAUUCUUGAGUUUAGGUGGUGUGACAUUUAGAAUUUAUUGAUUUCUUGGUUGUGAUAUAGAUUCAUACAUCAUAUUUUUCUUUGUAAUAUGGUUGAUGUCAUGGAGCAGUGUGAUGAAGGAUGGCUACAGUUCAUACAUUAUUGAACAUGGGAUUUAUUUUAAAACCGAUCGAGUGUGUGUGAUUAUAUACUAGAUUAA